AUGGUAUGCAUCGACGCAGCCAAAAGUGACGUGCACCCGCGGUGCUGCAUGGGCCGUGCAUGCACCGUUGCAAGCCCCGAACGCAGGUUGCUUCGGGUGUUCCCAGCAUCUGCAGACGCCUCUGUCAUGUCCAUGGCCUUCACCGUGCCGUCUGGCGUCAGGCCGAAUGAAUUGCGGGGCGUAGCGAGAGACAGCAGAAGGCUGGACCUAACUGAGAGAAGCUUUUGCAGCUGGCGCCCACUAAGAGCCACUGGGGCCGACCAAUGGCCGGGGCUGGAGGUUGGGCGCGACUAG
Molecule: messenger RNA, 294 nt
Organism: Bipolaris zeicola 26-R-13
Lineage: Eukaryota; Fungi; Ascomycota; Dothideomycetes; Pleosporales; Pleosporaceae
Exons: 4
Coding region: 1-294 (97 amino acids)
Source: RefSeq, a predicted model, not a curated record